Thermothielavioides terrestris NRRL 8126 is the source of this 1618-nucleotide messenger RNA. RefSeq lists its product as uncharacterized. The transcript has 4 exons. Gene Ontology annotation, molecular function: sequence-specific DNA binding; zinc ion binding. NCBI's taxonomy places the organism in Eukaryota, Fungi, Ascomycota, Sordariomycetes, Sordariales, Chaetomiaceae. Bases 233 to 1510 code for a protein of 425 amino acids. Gene Ontology annotation, biological process: regulation of DNA-templated transcription. The record is from RefSeq and is a predicted model, not a curated record.
CGAACACGGACCUGUCUCUCUCCCUGUCUCUAUCCUUCUCGCUCUCGCUCCGCGCCUGUCCGCGUUGGUAUGGUUAGGGGGUCGUUGAGUGAUUCGACCUGCUGGAGGACAUCGACCCCGUCUGGAACGAGACCCCGCUAUGGAAGCGGGCGAGCAAGGAGUUAGGCAAAGCGCGUUUCCACCUGCGAACGGCCCUGAACAUUUCGACGGACGACCCAGAGACGGACCGACCAUGGCUGCCACAUUGGUCAGCCCGAGCGCCCCGUACCACCACCGCCCGCACCACAACUCUUUUUCCUCGGGCUAUCCUCACUCGGCGCCGCCCACGAGCAUACCAGGCAUGAUUUCCCCCGUCGAGCCGCGGCGAGCCUCAGACGAAUCCGAGCCUGGCCAUUCUCACCGACAGUCGCUGCCCUCCCUGCCGUCCAUCUCCGAGGUGUUUUCGGACAGAAAGCCCCUGGCCUACGGUCCUCCGCCAUCUUCGGCCCCGAUGCCCCCUGCCCAGAGCCUACCGUCACCCUUCAGCGCAACCGCGCCACCCAGACCGUUUGCAGAUGUUGCGAGUCCGGACAAGACCACCUCGCCCAGGGCGCUGCACCCCGCGCCCUCUACCUUCCCGUCGCGUACCGAAGCCCUUCCCGCUUUUUCGGACCCAGCCCGGCCCCCGCUGGCCAGCAGGCCUAUUCCCCCCCCGCUGAACACCUUCCCAGGACAACACCCCUCGCCUCCCGUCAAGCUCGAGCACCUCGAAGCGGAGCAGAGGCCCGCGGCUCAACCGGCCCAGCCGCUACCGGGCUUGUACGCCGAGACGGGGAGGCUACCGCCUGGGCAGCUGCCCUUGUCUGCGUAUCCCAUCUCCCCUCGCCAUAGCGGACCCCCCCUCCCUUCGCCAUACGAGGCGCAACGGCCGCCUGUCUACGGGGAGGAGACGGGCUACUCACCACAUCGGCCAUCCGAGUACAAGGCGGAUUUCGACAAGCACUUCCAAACAUACGGCUACCAGGAUGCGCUGCAGAUAAUCAUGAGCUCGUGCCGCACCGGCUACCAUUUUGCCGAGGCGUAUGGGGCCGCGGCGCGGGAACAGCAAGGCUCGCAGCCCAUCCCGUCGAGGAUGCCGACGGAGAACGAAGUGAGCUUGCUGCUGAACAGCCUCAUCCUCGCGCUCAAGAAGCUGGAGGAGGUCCGGGACAUGGUGCAGCAGAAUCGGAUACAGAACGAGCGGGCGCGCGACAGCGGCAGCCGUAAGCCCGAGGACGAGGACAUUUCCAUGUACGGGGACGGGAUCAAGCCGGCGUAUGCGCUGAGCGAGGUCAAGAAGCGGCGCGGUCGCGCGGCUCCUCCCGGACGGUGCCACAGCUGCAACCGCAUCGACACGCCCGAAUGGCGGCGUGGCCCCGACGGCGCGAGAACCCUCUGCAACGCCUGCGGCCUCCACUAUGCCAAGCUGGAGCGCAAACGGCAGCUCGACCAGCGAUCGCUCCGGCCGAAGCCGGCCGACGAGCGGAAAUAAAUCAUCUACCCUCGAGCGGGAGACCGGCCUGUCGCCGACCGAUCAACCCCGCAAACCGAUCUUCGCUUUCUCCUCAAAAGCCGAGAGAGCGUUAUCCGAUCUACCUGC